AUGACUAACUUCUUCUCAUUAGCAGUGGAGCAACUGAAUAACUGUGAGUCAAAGUUAUUCAUUGCAGAUGGGCGACCUCACAUCCUCGAUUGCUCGUCUGGAGUUUUCUAUGAUGGCAAUGGUAUCUACACCCAAAAAAGCUGCGACAAAUGCUGUAAGCAAGCUGCACGACUUGAAGCCAACAUGAAAGAGAGCGAGAUCCUUGGCAUGAUGCUUGUCAUAGACAAGAAGACGGAAUGCGCCUGCUGUGCCCCUUAUCGUCCAUACAUGGAUCUGCUAGGUGUACCACUACAGUAUACUGUUCAACCUCAGUAUCCAUCCUACCAGCCGUCUCCACCAAGUCAUGGUCAACACAUAUAUCCCAACUAUCAACCUACCGGCUAUUAA
Strongylus vulgaris is the source of this 387-nucleotide messenger RNA. The record is from the annotation of a GenBank genome assembly. NCBI's taxonomy places the organism in Eukaryota, Metazoa, Nematoda, Chromadorea, Rhabditida, Strongylidae.